Penicillium malachiteum is the source of this 825-nucleotide messenger RNA. RefSeq lists its product as uncharacterized. The transcript is spliced from 7 exons. Gene Ontology annotation, molecular function: FFAT motif binding. Gene Ontology annotation, cellular component: plasma membrane; endoplasmic reticulum membrane. Lineage: Eukaryota; Fungi; Ascomycota; Eurotiomycetes; Eurotiales; Aspergillaceae. The record is from RefSeq and is a predicted model, not a curated record. Gene Ontology annotation, biological process: endoplasmic reticulum membrane organization. Bases 1 to 825 code for a protein of 274 amino acids.
AUGUCUGUUGAAAUCGAUCCCCAGGAGCUUUCCUUCCAACGUCCGUUCAACCAGGAAGUAUGCCAGGUUCUGCACUUGCAUAACUACAAUGAGGAGCCGCUUGUGUUCAAGGUCAAAACCACCGCUCCAAAACACUACUGCGUUCGCCCUAAUUCCGGCCGCAUUGAGCCCGGCAAAGGAGCUGAUGUCCAAGUCCUGUUGCAAGCUAUGAAGGAGGAGCCUGCCCCCGAUGCGAAGUGUAAAGACAAGUUCUUGGUUCAGUCUGUCGCAGUUACCAAAGAUAUGGAGUUCGCCAAUGUCACAUCCAUUUUUGAAAAGUCCUCAAAGUCCUCAGUUGUGGAGCGCAAGAUCCGUGUGACUUGGUUGGCCCCGAUCACAGAGCCCAAAGAGCAGUCGCACUUGGACGAUGAGCCUCCCGCUUAUCCCUCCCCGAACGCAACCUACGAGACACCCGCUCCCAGAAAGACCACUGCCGAACAAGGAUCUCCUAUUCCUCCCCCCGACUUCUCCGAGAAGCUCAAAAGCGAAUCAUCCCCGCCUCCUAAUGAGCCCAGCAGCUUCACCAGCGCCAAGGCUGCCGUUAUCAACGCACUUCCCUCAAGCGACGAUCUGAAGGCCCAGCUUUCAGAUGCAAACGCACAGAUUCAACGACUGAAGGACCGAUUGGCGGACCAGGGCUUGCGGCAGCGGAAGACAGGCGGCGAAGCAAAGGCCGCCCCAGCAACAAUGCAACAAACACACACACAGGGCGAGACCGGUGUGCCUCUUCAAAUUGUGGCUGGUCUUUGUUUGCUCAGCUUCUUGAUUGCCUACUUCUUCUUUUAG